Messenger RNA from Vanessa atalanta (red admiral), 1012 nucleotides. RefSeq names its product tetraspanin-7-like. The transcript has 5 exons. The record is from RefSeq and is a predicted model, not a curated record. Gene Ontology annotation, cellular component: membrane. Lineage: Eukaryota; Metazoa; Arthropoda; Insecta; Lepidoptera; Nymphalidae. The coding region runs from base 69 to 782 and encodes 237 amino acids.
UUCCCAAAGCCUCUCGCCUAAACAUAUGCUUCGAGAAAAUAAUAAGUUUUUGACGAUGUAAAAGAAAAAUGGGGAACCAGUUUAAAAACGUGGCUAUUAUUGCCUGCCUCAAAACAUUUCUUUUUGUUUUUAACAUAUUUUUUUGGCUGACGGGGCUUCUCAUCCUAGUUGUGGGACUAUGGGCGGAGUUCGACCUGUACAAGUACAUGGAACUGUCUUCUGACUUUUCUGGAACAGCUCCUCAUGUUAUUAUUGGCAUCGCAGGACUGAUCGUACUCAUCAGCUCAGUCGCCUUCUCGUGUAUCAUCAAAGGCCAACCGGUAUUACUUUAUAUCUAUGGGGGAUUCUUAGUGUGUAUCUUCAUGAUGGACGCGGGGGUCGGAGCAUCAGUAGUGUGCUACCGAGACUCCUUUGCAAAGGGCUUACACGAUGGACUUUCACACACAAUUUCUACUUACGACCCCAACAAGGCCAAUUUCGAUUUCGCACAAACUAAGUUACAUUGCUGUGGUGUCUCCAACUACACGGACUGGAUGCGACUCUCUCCUCAACGAGUGAUACCCAUCUCAUGCUGCCUUGACACGAACCGUUGCGUUACUGCAAAUUACAACGAUGUUUACCAAAGGGGAUGCUACGAAGUCAUUACGGAAUAUCUAACAAACAACAUGAAUAUCCUCAUUGGAGUUGCAAUUGGAACUGCUACGCUACCACUCGUAGGGGCCCUGUUGUCUUGUUCCCUCGCCAGAUACAUCGAGAAAUCGAAAUAUGACGCCAUCAAUUGACCCACAUACAUAACGGAAAUAUCGAGAAGAUACAAAUUGUUGACCCGGAUCUGUACUUUUGACUGAAUAGUUAUUUGAUAUUCGUCUAUUAUAUUCUAGAUAUUAUUAGAUAUUUUAUGGAAAAAUUAUAACUAAUAUGAUAUAUAAUAAAUAAAGAAAUCUCAAUGUUUAUUAGUAAAUGUUACUAAGAUCCUAAAUUUUAACCUCCUCUUAAAACAAAAUGUAUUAAC